AGGUGUGUUACUUCCCAGGCAUCCUUGGAAUCUUGUUCCUCCUUUUUUUAAUUAGAAGCAUUAGACACGACCUCGUUUCACCAUUACUCGCGAAUUUCAGAAAACACGUGCUUGUGGUUCUUUACCAUUACUUUUGAAACAGUUCAUCUUUGGAAGUUUCCAGAACAAAAGCCACCACCAUUGGGGGUUUACCGUGUACACUGUCAAAGUGUACUGGCACUUUUGCGACAACACACACACACACUCUAACCAAAUACUGUAGCCUGCUGGUAGAGAAGAAGAAGAAGCGCGACCUUCAUCCUCCAACCUUCCCUCUCUAAAAAUGUCUACCGCAGUAGUGAGCGCCGACGAAGACAUCCUAGACCCUACCCUCCAGAACCUGAUCGAUCAAAAGUCGUUGAGAUGGAUCUUUGUGGGUGGGAAAGGUGGUGUCGGCAAGACCACCACUUCCUGUUCACUUGCGAUACAAAUGGCCAAAGCGAGGAAAUCCGUCCUGCUGAUAUCGACGGAUCCCGCGCACAAUCUCAGUGACGCGUUCAGUCAAAAGUUUGGAAAGGACGCCAGACUGGUUGAGGGUUUCACGAAUCUGAGUGCCAUGGAGAUCGAUCCGAAUGGCAGUAUCAACGAUUUGAUCGCCGGCGCGGGAGAUGAAGGUCAAGAUGCAAUGGCAGGUUUGGGUGGGAUGGGGAAUAUGAUGCAGGAUUUGGCAUUCAGCAUACCUGGUGUCGAUGAAGCCAUGUCGUUCGCAGAAGUCUUGAAACAAGUCAAAAGUCUUUCGUAUGAAGUCAUCAUCUUCGACACCGCCCCGACCGGUCACACACUUCGAUUCUUACAAUUUCCCACCGUGCUCGAAAAGGCACUGGCCAAGAUUUCUCAACUCUCGACCCAGUUCGGACCCAUGCUGCAAUCGGUCCUCGGGGCCCGUGGCGGUCUACCCGGUGGGGGUUCACUCGACGAGUUGACUUCGAAACUCGAGACCUUGCGAGAGACCAUUUCCGAAGUCAAUGCUCAAUUCAAAAACCCAGACAUGACGACCUUUGUCUGUGUCUGCAUCGCCGAGUUUUUGUCCUUGUACGAGACCGAACGGAUGAUUCAAGAAUUGGCCAGUUACCAGAUCGACACGCAUUGUAUCGUGGUCAAUCAAUUACUCUUCCCGGAAAAGUCGAAUGAGUGCAAGCAAUGCAACGCGAGGAGGAAAAUGCAGAAAAAGUACCUGGAUCAGAUCGAAGAGUUGUACGACGAGUUCAACGUGGUCAAGAUGCCCUUACUCACGGAUGAAGUCCGUGGUGUUGAGAGUUUGAAAAGUUUCUCGGAAAUGCUCAUUCAUCCAUACCAACCACCAGUAUAAACACAAACACGCAUUAUGCAUUGCCUCCAGCGUCGUAUGCAUUGCCGUGGUCAAGAGUGUUGACAAUGUGAGACAUGAUCAUGAUAGAAAGUUCAUCUCAUAAGUGUGUGUGGACACGACAUCGGGUUUUGGGAGGACUGAUGAGAAAGAUAAAUGAAUACGAGAGAUGAAGAAAUGCAAAUGCCUUUGGUGCUCCCAUUCUCAAUCUGUCUCUUUUUUUGUUCCUUAUUCUACCAUGCAUACAAUCGAUAUCUGUCCUAUCCCGGUAUGCCAAUAAAGCGUCUAGGACAGCAAAAGAUAGCUGUGUGACAGUAGAGAAAAACCAGCUUG
Messenger RNA from Exophiala oligosperma, 1678 nucleotides. Its product is annotated as ATPase get3. Lineage: Eukaryota; Fungi; Ascomycota; Eurotiomycetes; Chaetothyriales; Herpotrichiellaceae. Gene Ontology annotation, molecular function: ATP hydrolysis activity; ATP binding. The transcript has 3 exons. The record is from RefSeq and is a predicted model, not a curated record. Gene Ontology annotation, biological process: post-translational protein targeting to endoplasmic reticulum membrane. Gene Ontology annotation, cellular component: GET complex. Bases 323 to 1348 code for a protein of 341 amino acids.